ACCUCGUUUUUUUUACAACCUUUCGCUUCAAACACCUCUCUUUCCCUCCAAAGACACCUCCAUCGUCGUCAUGGUUAAAUUUUCUGCUGCUCUUUUUAUUGCCAUCGCCAUCUCAGCGCCCGCCCUUGCCAUACCCACCGAAAAGGAACAUGUUGCACGAGAACUUUCAGAGAACGUCUAUGAACGUGGACUCGAUGCUGAAGAUUUAAAUCUUAGUGUUAGAGACUUUUAUGAAGGCGAUCUUUCUAUGCGGGAAGUGAACGAUCUCGUUGAGCGAGAGCCAUUUUUCGGUGCUAUAUUCUCUGCGGUCAAGGCGGCAGUCAAAAUCGGAAAAGGAGCGAAAAAAAUUCAUGACGCCAAAAACCGUCAUCGUAGAAAGCGUGAUCUCGAGGACUCCGAGGUUUACCAGAGAUCUCUUGACGGGGAAGUGAUGGAACGGGACUUCGAGGAAGACUUUCAAGCUCGUGAAGUCGACCACUUUCAUGCCAGGGACUUUCCUGAUGUGGACCUCUUUGGGCGGGAACUUGACGAGUUCUAUGAACGCGAAAUUGAGGAUUUGGACUAGAAUGUCAUCAACGUAAAUACGAUGGUAGUUAUGGAACAAGUUGACUUUUGUUUCCGA
Molecule: messenger RNA, 622 nt
Organism: Laccaria bicolor S238N-H82
Lineage: Eukaryota; Fungi; Basidiomycota; Agaricomycetes; Agaricales; Hydnangiaceae
Gene: MISSP19
Product: ectomycorrhiza-regulated small secreted protein
Exons: 3
Coding region: 71-565 (164 amino acids)
Source: RefSeq, a predicted model, not a curated record